Messenger RNA from Microthlaspi erraticum, 1161 nucleotides. NCBI's taxonomy places the organism in Eukaryota, Viridiplantae, Streptophyta, Magnoliopsida, Brassicales, Brassicaceae. The record is from the annotation of a GenBank genome assembly.
AUGGGUUCUACGUCAAACCCUAAUCCAUGGGCUCCAUAUGAAUCAUACAACGAUUGCUCUCAGGGAGUAUGCAACAUCUACUGUCCCCAAUGGUGUUACCUCAUCUUCCCUCCUCCUCCUCCUUCUUACUUCCUCGACGACGAAGACGACUCUUCCUCCUCCUCCAACUUCUCCCCUCUCCUCAUCGCUCUUAUCGGAAUCCUCGCCAGCGCCUUCGUCCUCGUCAGCUACUACACUCUCAUCUCAAAGUACUGUCAUCGCCGCCGCGAACACUCCACCUUCUCAUCCGAAACUCCUGGCCGUGAUCGCGUCGGCUUCUUCUCCUCCGCCAUCGAUUCCAGGCAAGGAAACUCGACUGCGGCGACUGGUGAUGGCCUCAACGACUCUCUGAUAAAAUCGAUUACGGUUUACAAAUACAGAAAUGGCGAUGGAGUCGUCGAUGGCUCUGAUUGCUCUGUUUGUUUGAGUGAAUUUGAAGAGAACGAGAGCUUGCGUUUGUUGCCGAAAUGCAACCACGCGUUUCAUCUUCCUUGUAUCGAUGCUUGGUUGAAAUCUCACUCUAAUUGCCCGCUCUGCCGCGCUUUCGUCACCGGAAUUAACCCCACCGCCGUGGCUGACUCAGUCGCUAACCAAUCGAGUUCCGGUCAUCGAAUCGCGGCGGAAUCCGGUAAUCGCGGCGGAGGAAAUGCGGCGAACAGCUCCUCGCGUAUUGCCAGUUACCAUCACCAAUCUGGCGAUUCUGUCGUCGUAAUCGAAGAUCUGGAAAUCGGAUCUCGAAAUGUUAACAGCAGAUCGCGUCCACAAUCACCGGAGGAUCAACGGGACACAGCUAAGGAUGAAGAAAAUCCGCAGCCGAUUCGGAGAUCGGUAUCGUUGAACUCAGGCAUGACGGUGUCAAUCGCUGAUGUACUGCGGGAGAUCGAAGACGACGAGAGAGACAGAGUAUACGCCGGCGUCGGAACUUCGCGGCAGCGGCGAGAGGAAUGUAAAGAAGAUGGACAUGGCGAGGGGAAGGCAGCUACACCGACGGAGGUGAAUCAGAGAGGUGGAGUUUCGAGUUUUCUGGUGAAGAGUUCAGUGGCGAUGAAGAGAUCCGUAUCGACGGGAAGAUUUAUCUUCUCGAGGUACGAUCGAGCUAGAAAUUACCGUUUACCCAAUUAA